Molecule: messenger RNA, 971 nt
Organism: Cimex lectularius (bed bug)
Lineage: Eukaryota; Metazoa; Arthropoda; Insecta; Hemiptera; Cimicidae
Product: mitochondrial import inner membrane translocase subunit Tim17-B-like
Exons: 3
Coding region: 350-847 (165 amino acids)
Biological process (GO): protein import into mitochondrial matrix
Cellular component (GO): TIM23 mitochondrial import inner membrane translocase complex; mitochondrial inner membrane
Molecular function (GO): transmembrane protein transporter activity
Source: RefSeq, a predicted model, not a curated record
AAAACAUAUUGCUUCUGGUAUUAUAUAUUUUAAUGUGGUUAUAACGUAAGAUUCUAAUGUUUGGAAUAACUUUGGAGGUUUUUAUUAAAAAAAAGUUUCAUUAAUCUUAAUUUCAGAAAUUUGAGUGCAAAAAUGAUCUUCAAAAACUAUUUACAUUUCUAAAAAUUAGUGAAAAUUUUAUACAAAAAAUGCGUGAGCAGUCGGGAUUAAAACUAUUUGACAUCAGCUGAACAGGAAAAAGUUUCGUUCAUAAAGAAAGCUAACAUUCGCUCAUCAUUUUUUACCACGAAACCGCAUUCAUUCUUCUGAUCGACAGAUUGGAUAAUUUGCCAAAAAAGUAAGCAAGGAUAUGGAAGAAUACGCACGAGAACCUUGUCCUUGGCGUAUCGUCGAUGAUUGCGGAGGCGCCUUCACGAUGGGCACCAUCGGAGGUUCCGUUUUCCAGUCGAUCAAAGGUUUCAGAAAUGCUCCGAGUGGAUUCAGCAGAAGACUCGCAGGUAGCGUGGCGGCUGUGAAACAAAGGUCGCCGAUAAUCGGUGGAAGUUUCGCCGUGUGGGGCGGCCUGUUUUCGACCAUAGAUUGCACAUUAGUACACUUCAGGCAGAAGGAAGACCCUUGGAAUUCAAUAAUAAGCGCAGCGGCGACAGGUGGGAUCCUGGCAGCGAGGAACGGCGUACCCGCGAUGGCCGGAAGCGCGAUAAUCGGCGGCGUCCUGUUAGCUCUUAUCGAAGGUGUCGGUAUCUUAUUCACCAGGAUGCAGGCCGAACAGUUCAGACCGCCGCAACAUUUCGAAGACCCUUCGCAGCUCGGACCCGACCUUUCCAAGUUGUCUUACCAACCCCAGUGACUACUGUUUGGGACGAAGGACAUCACGACUGUCCGUCAGUGGGUCAUCACAGAUUUUCAUGCUGACUACGUAUUUAUCUGCUGUUACGUACGAUAAUAAAAUACAGAAUGAAUUUAUUUUUCUA